Molecule: messenger RNA, 3348 nt
Organism: Gastrolobium bilobum
Lineage: Eukaryota; Viridiplantae; Streptophyta; Magnoliopsida; Fabales; Fabaceae
Product: probable inactive ATP-dependent zinc metalloprotease FTSHI 1, chloroplastic
Exons: 15
Coding region: 119-2902 (927 amino acids)
Biological process (GO): proteolysis
Cellular component (GO): chloroplast thylakoid
Molecular function (GO): metalloendopeptidase activity; ATP-dependent peptidase activity; ATP hydrolysis activity
Source: RefSeq, a predicted model, not a curated record
AAUUUCUUCAUCAUCUCUAUGCAUUUGCAUGCCAUGCGUCGUGUUGCUUAAAACCCUAAUUUCAUAAACCCUUUCCGUGCCACAUCUUCAUUUAUCCAUUUAUGAAUUUGCUAGAACGAUGAACAUUCUCUCCUUACCCCAGUUUCACUUCAACAAAUCCUACUACACCCACCGCCAUGGAACAUCGAAGCAAGUGCAUUCCAAUCGUAACAGGAAUUUUCCGAUGCAAGUUCUUCCCCGGAGGUCAUUCACGGUGCUGUGCAAAUCCUCUUCCCAAGAUGGUGAUGAUUUUGUGAGCCGGGUUUUGAAGGAGAACCCAAGCCAAGUGCAACCCAAGUAUCUAGUUGGCGACAAGUUCUACAAUUUGAAAGAGAAAGAAAAUUUGGGUAAAAAGGUGAAUGUGGGUAUUUUUGAUGUGCUGAAGAGGUUGAGCUUGAAGAAGCCCCAAAGGAAGAGUGAGAAUGAGGUUUUGGAAGAGAGAGAUUCUGUGCAUUUGAAUGACUUGCUUAAGGAGUAUAAAGGGAAACUUUACGUGCCGGAGCAUAUUUUCAGUACAGAGUUGUCGGAAGAGGAAGAGUUCGAUAAGAAUUUACACUCGUUGCCGAGAAUGAGCAUUGAGGAGUUCAGGAAAGCUCUGAGUAAAGACAAAAUCAAGAUGAUAACUUCAAAGGAAGGUGGAGGUCUUUUUUAUGGCAGUGGUUAUAGGGAUUUUGUCGUUGAGUUGAAGGAAAUCCCUGGUGAUAAAAGCUUGCACACAACCAAAUGGGUUAUCAGGCUGGAUAAAAGUGAAGCUCAAGCAAUUUUGGAGGAUUACACUGGACCACGUUAUGAGAUAGAGAGGCAUACUACGUCUUGGGUGGGAAAAUUGCCAGAGUAUCCUCACCCUGUUGCAUCUUCCAUAUCCAGCAGAAUGACGGUUGAGCUUGGAGUGGUGACAGUAUUGAUGGGUUUAGCAGCAAUUCUAGUUGGUGGUUUCCUUGCAGCAGCAAUAUUUGCUGUUACCAGUUUUAUAUUUGUGACAUCUGUCUAUAUUGUGUGGCCAAUUGCCAAACCAUUUAUCAGGCUUUUUCUUGGAAUUGUUUUAGCAAUUUUGGAGAGGAUUUGGGAUAAUAUUGUUGAUUUUUUCAGCGAUGGUGGCAUUUUCUCCAAGUUGUAUGAAAUUUACACUUUUGGUGGUAUAUCUGCCAGCAUUGAGGCAUUGAAACCAAUUAUGAUUGUUCUUUUGACUAUGGUCCUUCUUAUUCGCUUCACUAUUUCAAGAAGACCUAAAAACUUCAGGAAGUGGGAUCUUUGGCAGGGAAUAGACUUUUCACGGUCAAAAGCUGAAGCACGUGUUGAUGGUUCAACUGGAGUUAAGUUUUGUGAUGUGGCUGGAAUUGAUGAGGCUGUAGAGGAACUUCAAGAGUUGGUUAGAUACCUAAAGAAUCCCGAGCUAUUUGACAAAAUGGGGAUCAAACCUCCACAUGGAGUUCUUCUGGAGGGCCCUCCUGGAUGUGGCAAGACCUUGGUAGCCAAGGCUAUUGCUGGUGAAGCUGGUGUUCCAUUUUACCAAAUGGCUGGAUCAGAAUUUGUGGAAGUUUUAGUUGGUGUUGGUUCUGCACGUAUUAGGGAUUUAUUUAAAAGAGCGAAGGUAAACAAACCAUCAGUUAUAUUCAUAGAUGAAAUCGAUGCAUUGGCAACUAGGCGUCAAGGUACUCUCAAGAGGUCCACGGAUGAAUUUUAUAAUGCAGCCACCCAGGAAAGGGAAACUACAUUGAACCAAUUGUUGAUAGAGCUCGAUGGUUUUGAUACUGGAAAGGGUGUCAUAUUUCUAGCUGCCACGAAUCGUAGGGAUUUGUUGGAUCCUGCACUUCUUCGUCCAGGUCGCUUUGAUCGCAAGAUCAGGAUUCGCCCUCCAAGUGCAAAAGGAAGACUUGAUAUUCUGAAAAUUCAUGCUAGCAAAGUGAAAAUGUCAGAGUCUGUUGAUUUAUCCAGCUAUGCACAGAACCUACCUGGAUGGACUGGAGCAAGAUUGGCACAAUUGGUCCAAGAGGCUGCCCUUGUGGCAGUCAGGAAACGGCAUAAUUCAAUUCUUCAGUCAGAUAUGGAUGAUGCAGUUGACAGACUUACAGUAGGACCUAAACGUGUUGGAAUAGAAUUAGGUUAUCAAGGACAGUGUCGUAGAGCUACGGCUGAAGUGGGAGUUGCAUUAACUUCUCAUCUGCUCCAGCGAUAUGAGAAUGCAAAAGUUGAAUGCUGUGAUCGCAUCUCAAUAGUACCUCGUGGUCAGACAUUGUCUCAAUUGGUAUUUCAUCGACUUGAUGAUGAAUCAUAUAUGUUUGAACGUCUACCUCAAUUGCUGCAUCGCCUUCAGGUUCUGCUUGGAGGUAGAGCUGCUGAGGAGGUCAUUUAUGGACAUGACACGUCAAAAGCCUCAGUUGACUACCUUGCAGAUGCAUCCUGGCUUGCUCGCAAAAUAUUAACUAUAUGGAAUUUGGAGAAUCCAAUGACCAUACAUGGAGAACCACCACCUUGGAGGAAGUCAGUUAAAUUUGUUGGACCAAGGCUGGAUUUUGAAGGCUCUCUUUAUGAUGACUAUAACUUCAUUGAACCCCCACUAAAUUUUAAGCUGGAUGAUCAAGUUGCACAAAGGACUGAAGAGUUGAUACGUAACAUGUAUGGUAAGACGGUGUCUCUCCUAAGGAGGCACCAUGCAGCUUUGCUCAAAACUAUAAAGGUUCUUCUCAAUCAGAAAGAGAUCAAUGGUGAAGAAAUAAAUUUCAUUUUGAACCAAUACCCACCACAAACACCUUUACAUCUUCUUUUGGAGGAGGAAAAUCCUGGAAACCUUCCUUUCAUCAAAGAACAAGUGCACGAUUUGGAGUAUGCCUUACAAACUCAAUCAAAGGAAGAAACCGUGUGAAUUCAUUCUCAAUCCUCUUUUCAAACCAAGAAUAUGUUCCUGGAUACUUGGCCUAUCAGUGUUUCAGAUUUGGCUGUUGCACUUGGGCAAGAUUCCUCCAAGGACAUAUAUGCAAGAAGAGCUCAUUCAAAGCUUGCACUUUCGGUGAGAACAGAAGUAUAGGUAUUUUGUUGAGCUAUGAUUUUUGUUCAUGCAAUUCGUAUUAAGCAUGUUUCAUCAUAACGAGUUUUAUAGGCAUAUUAAAAAUUCGUACUAAUAACGUUCCCUUGCCUUCAAUAAUAUGCCCAAAUCUUAUCAGAACCCUUGGCCGUGCAUGAAAAUGCCUUAAGUUUAACUGAAUAUUGUAGCCCCCUCUCAUCCUCUAUGUAACUUGCAGCGGUCCAAUUCGAAUUUCUCCGAGAAAAGCGAAUAACCAGCUACAGAACGAAACGGCAAACAGUUAAACU